Populus nigra (black poplar) is the source of this 785-nucleotide messenger RNA. Its product is annotated as probable glutathione peroxidase 4. The record is from RefSeq and is a predicted model, not a curated record. Bases 102 to 614 code for a protein of 170 amino acids. The transcript is spliced from 6 exons. Gene Ontology annotation, biological process: response to oxidative stress. Gene Ontology annotation, molecular function: glutathione peroxidase activity. NCBI's taxonomy places the organism in Eukaryota, Viridiplantae, Streptophyta, Magnoliopsida, Malpighiales, Salicaceae.
CAUUAUUUAUUUAUUUGUAGUGUGAUAAAAAGAGAAGAAGAAAAUUGCAAACAAAACAUAAACAUCGGAGGCAGAGAGAGAGAGAGAGUGUGUGAAGAGGAAUGGGGUCUUCUCCAUCGGUACCAGAGAAAUCAAUCCAUGAAUUCACUGUCAAGGAUAGCAGAGGUCAGGACGUGAACCUUGGUAUCUAUAAAGGGAAGGUUCUUCUUGUGGUUAACGUCGCCUCUAAAUGUGGAUUUACAGAUUCAAAUUACACCCAGUUGACUGAUCUUUAUAAAAAUUACAAGGACAAAGGUUUGGAAAUCUUGGCGUUUCCAUGUAACCAGUUUUUGAAUCAAGAGCCUGGGACAAGCGAGGAUGCUCAAAACUUUGCUUGUACUAUGUACAAGGCUGACUAUCCAAUUUUCCACAAGGUUCGUGUUAAUGGACCAAAUGCUGCACCUGUAUACAAGUUCCUCAAGGCAAGUAAACCUGGAUUUCUGGGAAAUAGGAUAAAGUGGAAUUUUACCAAGUUCUUGGUUGACAAGGACGGGCAUGUCCUUGGUCGCUAUAGCACAAUCACUGCUCCUAUGGCCAUUGAGGCUGAUAUCAAGAAAGCACUGGGAGAGAUGUGACUUGCGAGAGAGAGAUUAAAAAAUAGCAUGUAUAUCAAUCAAGCCAUGGUUACUUAAACAUAUAAACUAUAAUUAAAACUUUUAUUUUUUUUUAUUUUGUGAGAAACUGGCCCUUGCUUGCUUGGUUGUUCUCAUGUCUAUAUUUUGGAAUAAAUAGAAAAAUAUUUGCUA